UCCCUGGUCCUUAAAAUCUGCAAAAGUGUAUCGCUCUAAUAGAAAAUGCUACAUCGCAAUAUAACUUGUUUACUUGUAGUGUAAAAUAUUUUCGCCGGUUCGUAAAACUUCUUAAAGCUACCAGUGAGAUUCUUAUCGUCUACGUGCAAAAUAAAAUGCCGAAAAUCUUCACGCCGACAAACCAAAUUCGACACACCAAUGUGGCAGUAGUGCGAAUUAAAAAAGCCGGAAAACGGUUCGAAAUAGCUUGUUACAAAAACAAAGUAGUAUCUUGGCGAACCGGGGCCGAGAAAGAUCUGGAUGAAGUACUUCAAACGGUCGCAGUGUUUACCAAUGUCGCGAAAGGUGAAAUGGCCAAGAAGGAAGAUUUGGCUAAAGCAUUUGGGAAGGAUGAUGUCAUCGAAAUUUGUAAGGAGAUUCUAGCGAAGGGUGAAUUGCAAGUUUCCGAGAAGGAGCGACAUGAUCAGCAAGAGUCGAUGUUCCGUGAGAUUGCUACCAAUGUGGCUGAUCGUUGCAUCAAUCCGGAAACGAAGCGUCCAUAUCCCGUUUCUAUCAUUGAAAAAUCGAUGAAAGAUGUUCAUUAUUCGAUAAAACCACACCGGAAUGCCAAGCAACAGGCUCUAGAAGUAAUCAAACUGCUACAGGAAACGAUUCCGCUGGAACGAGCAAAAAUGCGACUGAAGGUGGAACUUCCGAGAAAGGAAGCAAAACGUUUGAAAGAGAAAAUCGCGAAAUUGUGUUCACCGGUUGAAUCAGAGCAGUGGGAAGGCGAUCUAUUGGUUAUGACCUGUUUGAUUGAUCCUGGACACUACCGGGAGAUGGAUGAAAUUAUCCAAAAGGAAACGAAGGGACACGGUGUAUUAGAAGUACUCAAUUUGAAAGAAAUUAAAGAAGGUGAGGAGGUUUUGGAAUGAAUACACAUGAUGGCAUAUUUAAACGAUGUUUACUUCAUGUAAGAAUUUUUUUAUUGAUGUUAAUAUAUUCAGCACAGUCA
Messenger RNA from Malaya genurostris, 994 nucleotides. RefSeq names its product ribosome maturation protein SBDS (gene Sbds). The transcript has a single exon. NCBI's taxonomy places the organism in Eukaryota, Metazoa, Arthropoda, Insecta, Diptera, Culicidae. Gene Ontology annotation, biological process: ribosome biogenesis; cytosolic ribosome assembly. Bases 156 to 914 code for a protein of 252 amino acids. The record is from RefSeq and is a predicted model, not a curated record.